UAAGACUCAAGUGGCAUGCAUGCGAAAAGGUCAGGGGUCACUGAAGCGUGCGAAAUGGCAUCCGCGACCAGUGCUGUUGUUGGCUUCUGCAACUCCCUUCCCUGUCGUCUCCUCUCUCCACCUCGCCGGAAAGGAAAGGAGAAAUCAACCUCUUUGAGUAACAAACGGAGCUGCAUCUCCGCCGCCGGCCGCCUUUCGUGGAGCGUCGGAGGGAACGGAGGGAAGAAUUUCGCCCUCGCCCACUAUUCUUCCAACUCCGACCAGCAGCCGGAGGAAGCCGAAGGUGCCGUUCCGUCCGAUGAAGCUUUUCUUCCUCCGGAUGAUGUUGAUUACUUGUGGAAGCUUCUAUGGGGUUCUGUUGGUGGUGGUGCUGUGGUAAAAUAUGGUAGCAUUGUUUUCCCAGACAUGACAAGACCUAACAUUGUGCAAGCUUUGCUGAUUGUUUCACUAUCAGUGCUGGUUGCUACUGUAAUCUUAAUAAAGGAGAGCUACUCUACCUCAAAGAAGGACCUCUUAUAACAUCGUUGCCAAGCAGACAAGCAAAUAUUAGGAGGA
Messenger RNA from Phalaenopsis equestris, 555 nucleotides. RefSeq lists its product as uncharacterized. The record is from RefSeq and is a predicted model, not a curated record. NCBI's taxonomy places the organism in Eukaryota, Viridiplantae, Streptophyta, Magnoliopsida, Asparagales, Orchidaceae. Bases 16 to 519 code for a protein of 167 amino acids. The transcript has 2 exons. Gene Ontology annotation, cellular component: chloroplast.